Molecule: messenger RNA, 579 nt
Organism: Penicillium pulvis
Lineage: Eukaryota; Fungi; Ascomycota; Eurotiomycetes; Eurotiales; Aspergillaceae
Product: cysteine hydrolase family protein
Exons: 1
Coding region: 1-579 (192 amino acids)
Source: RefSeq, a predicted model, not a curated record
AUGGGUACCCGCACCACCCUACUCCUCCUCGACGUGCAAAAUGGCACAGUCGACCCACUCCAAUGUCCCGAGUCAUACCUUGAAGGCUUGACCUCAGUCCUCGCUGCAGCACGCAGCCACAACCUAAAUGUCGUCCACGUUAUCACAGCCUUCCGAAAUGGCUACCCGGAGAACAUUUCGACCAAUUCCUCCGUCCCCGGCGUUGCAGCGCGUGGUCUCUUCAAAGAAGGCGACCACUCCGUGCAAGUUCAUGCUUCUGUCACUCCAACCCCUACCGAGCCGAUUAUCACUAAGCGCCGCGUCUCUGCUUUCUUUGGUACAGAGCUCGACAUGAUUCUCCGAUGCGCGAAUUCUAAUCAUGUUGUUGUUGCGGGACUUAUCACCAGCGGCGCUGUUUUGUCUACUGUUCGACAGGCAGCUGAUCUCGAUUACCGUGUUACUAUCUUGCGGGAUAUGUGUAUGGAUCGGGAUGAGGAGGUGCACCGUGUUUUGAUGGACAAGGUUUUCCACAGGAAGCAUUCGGUUGUUGAUGCCGAGGUGUGGGUCAGGCAGUUGGGGAUUAAGGCUUCGAAUGCUUAA